AUGUAUACAAGUGAAGAGGCAGCAGCUGUGGAGCAGCGCAAUUAUCACAAUAUAAAAGAAGUAGUGCGCGUAAAUUAUACAAUCGGAUAUAAUUUGAGGAGAGCUACACGUUGGGAUUGGGCAUUGAGGCUCUGGAGCGUGCUGCUUAUACUGGGCAGCUUUGCAUCGUUCUACGGGCAUUGGAAUCUGUUUGUGCGCUAUGUGGCCACAGAUCUGUCACGCAUAUCAGAGUCCGUUAGCACCGUUUUCCAAACGCUCAUGUCUGUAGUGAAAAUGGUUUACUUUCUGCUGGCGCCACGCAAAUUUUACGAGCUCGUGCGUCGCUGCUGCUGCCAUCAGCUGCUGCAGGACUGCGAGUUGUUUGAGUGCGUCAAGCAGCUGCCGCUGGCGUCGCAGCUGCGGCAGCAUAUCGAGCAGCUAAUGCAAGCCUGCUGGACCAGCACGCGCCGCCAAUUGUUGUACUACUUGACUUGUUGCUGUGGCAUAUUAUUAAAUUAUUAUAUAACUGCGCUGGCUGUGAAUAUUUAUCAGCACUAUCAGCUAAACGGCGCUGACUACGAAGUUAUGUUGCCGCUGCCUGCGCUUUAUCCUGGCUGCAUGGACAAGGGCAUGACAUUUCCCUACUAUCACAUUCCCAUGUUGUUGGAAACUUUCGCUCUCUACAUAUGCGGCAUGGGUGCCUUUGGCUUUGAUGUUAUCUUCAUAGUGCUCUGUCUGCAUUGCGUUGGCCUCAUGCAGUCGCUUUGCCACAUGAUUGAGUGCGCCACGGCCAGUGAGUUGCCACGCGAGCUGCGCGUUCAAUAUUUGCGCUGCUGCAUCUAUCAAUAUCAGCGUGUGGCAGCCUUCGCUUUGGAGCUCAAUGCGUGCUUUAGGCAAAUUAUUCUCAUUCAAUUUCUGUUGAGUCUGCUCGUCUGGGGCUUGGUGCUCUUUCAAAUGAGCGUUGGCAUUGCUUCCAGCUUUCUGACCACAUUGCGCAUGUUUAUGUAUCUCGCCGCUGGUGGCUAUCAAAUUGUCAUCUAUUGUUACAAUGGUCAGCUCUUUGCCAGCGCGGCCGAGCAAAUACCAAAAGCUUUCUAUGAAUGUAACUGGCAUGAGGAAUCGCAGGAAUUUCGACAGCUCGUCAGAAUGAUGAUAAUGCGCUCGAAUCGCAGCUUUAAGCUAGAUGUAUCUUGGUUCUCCACUAUGACGCUGCCUACGCUGAUGUCGAUGGUGCGCACUAGCGGACAAUAUUAUUUGUUGUUACAAAAUAUUAUGGAAAAAUAA
Drosophila busckii is the source of this 1263-nucleotide messenger RNA. Its product is annotated as odorant receptor 63a-like. Bases 1 to 1263 code for a protein of 420 amino acids. The transcript has 9 exons. Gene Ontology annotation, molecular function: olfactory receptor activity; odorant binding. Gene Ontology annotation, biological process: detection of chemical stimulus involved in sensory perception of smell; sensory perception of smell. Gene Ontology annotation, cellular component: plasma membrane. The record is from RefSeq and is a predicted model, not a curated record. NCBI's taxonomy places the organism in Eukaryota, Metazoa, Arthropoda, Insecta, Diptera, Drosophilidae.